Carya illinoinensis is the source of this 1713-nucleotide messenger RNA. RefSeq lists its product as uncharacterized. The record is from RefSeq and is a predicted model, not a curated record. Lineage: Eukaryota; Viridiplantae; Streptophyta; Magnoliopsida; Fagales; Juglandaceae. The transcript has 5 exons. Bases 1 to 1713 code for a protein of 570 amino acids.
AUGCUCUCGUUGUUAAUACCUGGCCCUAAGUCACCAGGUAAUGAUAUUGAUAUCUUUCUGCGUCCUCUACUCGAUGAGUUGAAGGAGUUAUGGGAAGAGGGUAUUCGUACCUAUGAUGCAUACAACAAGCAACACUUUAUGUUGCAUGCAGCGCUACUCUGGACAAUCACUGACUUUCCUGCAUAUGCCAAUCUUUUUGGGUGGAGUACAAAGGGCAGGAUGGUCAUCGACGAUGGUUGGCCUCAGAUCACAAUUGGAGACGGAAAAAAAAAUGCUUUUAAUGGACAUGAAGAGCACAAUCUCCAACCGUCACGGGUCCAGGGAGAGGAAUUGCUACAACAAUUACGUCAAGUGUCACAUGUUCAGUUGGGUUUGAGACAUAAUCUGGACGUCAUGCAUAUAGAGAAAAACAUAUGCGAUAACGUUGUCGGAACAUUGUUGAAUAUUGAAGGUAAAACUAAGGACUCUGCCAAUGCACGUAAAGAUUUGGCCAAUCUUGGAAUAAGGAAAGAAUUGCAUUUACAACAACAUGGAGAGUCUAUAACCAUGAGUCUUGGUUGCUACAUGUUAAAUUUAAAGGAGCGAAGAGCUUUUUGUGAGUGUUUGUCAAAAUUUAAAUUCCCUGAUGGGUUCACAUCGAAUAUUGCCCGAUGUGUCAAUGUUAGUGAGGGAAAGAUCAGUGGAAUGAGGAGCCAUGAUUGUCACCUAUUUAUGCAAGCACUGUUGUCGGUUGUGAUUGGUGGGUUCUUACGGGCCGAUAUGGGUCAAGCCUUACUAAAGUUGAGUUGGUUCUUCAAAGAAUUAUGUUUCCGAACUUUGAACUUACCAGUGUUGCAUCGUCUUCAUGCUAAUAUUCCCAUGAUUCUCUGCAAACUAGAAAUGAUAUUCCCUCCAGCUUUUUUUGAUAUCAUGGUGCACCUUUCUAUUCACUUGCCAGAGGAGGCUCUACUUGCAGGAAUUGUGCAAUACAAAUGGAUGUAUCCUUUUGAGAGGUACUUAGGAAAGUUCAAGCGGUAUGUCCGCAACAGAGCCCGUCCUAAAGACUCAAUUGCUGAGGCAUAUGUACAUCUCGAGUGCCUUACAUUUUGCUCUAUGCACCUCCAUGAUAUAAAAACUAAGUUUAAUCGAGAUAGUGAUGUACUUAUGGGUUCCGUUGAGGAGAAGAAUAGGGCAAGUUUAUCGGUUUUCUCACAAAAAGUUAGACCCUUGGGGACAGGGCACUCCCACAAAUUAGCCGAUAUACUAAUGGUCAAGGCCCGAUGGUAUGUUCUUAAUAAUUGCAUGGAGGAGCACUAUAACAAGAUGAAAGAAGAGAACCCUGAUAACAUCGAUCGUAGGCACCAGAGUCAAUUUCCAUCGUGGUUUAGGGCACGGAUUCGAGAGCUGUGUGCAGUUAGGCCAAUAGAGGUAUUCGACGACAUAUAUGCAUUAGCAUGUGGUCCAGAUCCAUGGGUCACGUCUUAUGCCGGAUGCAUAAUGAAUGGUGUUCAAUUCCAUACAAAAGAGCAUGAAAGGCAUCACCGCACUCAAAACAUUGGGGUUGCGGUGCAUGGCGAGCAUCGGGGAUCUCCUGUUGACUUCUACAUGGUGUUGCAUGAUAUUAUAGAAAUACGCUACAUGGGUUGGCGUAAGUUUUAUCUAUUUCAAUGUGUUUGGUAUGAUGUUGGCGACUCGAGAAGGGGGAUACGGGUCAGGGACCACUUAACGUGGUGA